UGCAAAGCAGCUGUUUCCUAAUACUCUGUCUCUUUUGGGCGCCUCUGCAAAUGUGAACAUGGAUUCUGCCACUGAAAUCCUCCUGAAGCUGCUGGCUGUCAUAGCUGUUCAUAGCUGGAGCACACGAGUGGCAGGGAAUAAAUAUAAUUGUGAUGAUCAACUGGUGUCUGCCUUGCCUCAGUCAUCGUUCAGCAGUUCAUCAGAGUUGUCUAGCAGUCACAGCCCCGGAUUUGCAAGGCUGAAUCGAAGAGAAGGUGCCGGUGGUUGGUCUCCACUUGUGUCCAAUAAAUACCAAUGGCUUCAGAUUGACCUUGGUGAACGAACGGAGAUUACUGCUGUCGCUACUCAAGGUGGAUAUGGGAGCUCCAACUGGGUAACCAGCUACCUGCUGAUGUUCAGCGAUAGUGGAAGAAACUGGAAGCAGUAUCGUCAGAAAGAAAGCAUUUGGGCCUUUUCUGGAAAUGCAAAUGCAGACAGUGUUGUAUACUAUAAGCUCCAGCAUUCUAUUGAAGCAAGAUUUCUCCGUUUUGUGCCUUUGGACUGGAAUCCCAAUGGCAGAAUUGGAAUGCGCAUUGAAGUCUAUGGAUGCACAUAUAGAUCUGAGGUGGUUGGUUUUGAUGGGAAAAGUUGUCUAAUUUACAGAUUUAAUCAAAAACUCAUGAGUGCAUUGAAAGAUGUGAUUUCUUUGAAGUUUAAGACAAUGCAAAGUGACGGAAUUCUACUCCACAGAGAAGGACAAAAUGGAGACCAUAUAACACUGGAAUUAAUUAAAGGAAAGCUGUCCUUACUCAUUAAUUUAGGUGAUGCUAAAACUCACUCUUCUAAUGCCCAAAUUAAUAUUACCCUGGGCAGCCUUUUGGAUGAUCAACAUUGGCAUUCUGUCCUCAUUGAGCAUUUUAACAAUCAAGUAAACUUUACAGUGGAUAAACACACACAUCAUUUUCAUGCAAAGGGAGAAUUCAAUUAUGUGGACCUUGAUUAUGAGCUCAGCUUUGGAGGGAUCCUGGUGCCUGGAAAAUCAGGGAUGUUGUCACGCAAGAACUUCCAUGGGUGUUUUGAAAAUAUUUAUUGUAAUGGAGUGAAUAUUAUUGAUCUGGCCAAGAGUCAAAAAUCUCAGAUCUCCUUUGUGGGCAACAUGUCCUUCUCAUGUUUAGAGCCACCAUUGGUUCCUGUUACAUUCCUGAGCUCCAGCAGUUACCUGGCAUUGCCUGGCACUUCCGGGCAAGAAGAAGUUUCCAUCAGUUUCCAGUUUCGCACUUGGAACAAAGAGGGACUUCUAUUGUCUACCAAACUGCACCAGACUUCAGGUGGACUUCUGCUGUAUCUCAGUGAUGGGAGAGUUAAAAUGAGUCUUUAUAAACCAGGAAAAGCACUGAGUGACAUCACUGCAGGUACUGGAUUAAAUAAUGGCCAGUGGCAUUCUGUUUCUUUCUCUGCAAAAAGGAAUCGUAUCAGUGUAAUAGUGGACAAUGAUGUGACUUUGUCUGCUCAUGCCUCCAUACCUCUGCAAAUUUAUUCAGGAGAUACUUUCUACUUUGGAGGCUGUCCUAAUGGUGGAAAUAAUACUGAAUGUAACAGCUCAUUUAGUGGUUUUCAAGGAUGUAUGCGACUCUUUUCUAUUGAUAAUAAACCUGUGGAUAUGAUCGCAGUUCAGCAAAAUUUUCUUGGCAAUUUCAGUGAUCUGCAGAUUGACUUAUGUGGGAUCAUAGACAGGUGUUUGCCUAAUUACUGUGAACAUGGUGGUGAGUGCUCACAAUCCUGGAACAGUUUCUAUUGCAGUUGUAUCAAUACUGGUUACAAAGGAGCUACUUGCCAUUAUUCCAUCUAUGAGCAGUCAUGUGAAGCCUAUAAGCACAGAGGGAAUACUUCAGGCUUUUACAAUAUUGAUUCAGAUGGAAGUGGCCCCUUGGGACCAUUUCUUGUAUACUGUAAUAUGACAGAUACAACGUGGACAAUUAUACAGCACAACAACACCAACUUAACCAGAGUCAAAAGUGCUAAUCGAGAGAACCCACACACUGUUUUUUUCAAGUACUCUGCCAGUCUGGACCAGCUGCAGGCUACAAUUAACCAUGCAGAACACUGUGAACAGGAGCUUGCUUACCACUGCAAAAAGUCAAGGCUUUUAGACAAACAGGAUGGGAGGCCAUUGAGCUGGUGGAUUGGAAGAACCAAUGAAACACAGACAUACUGGGGAGGUUCCUUGCCCACCGUUCAAAAAUGUGCUUGUGGAUUAGAGGGGAGAUGCAUUGAUUCCCAACAUUACUGCAACUGUGAUGCUGACCGAAAUGAAUGGACUAACGAUACUGGAUUCCUCUCCUACAAGGACCAUCUCCCAGUAACAGAAAUGGUGAUCACAGACACUGACAGACCAAACUCUGAAGCGGCUUACAAGCUUGGGCCGUUGCUUUGCCGCGGUGAUCGAGCAUUUUGGAAUUCAGCUUCCUUCAACACUGAGACAUCCUAUCUUCAUUUCCCUACUUUCCAUGGAGAGCUCAGUGCAGAUAUGUCAUUUUUCUUUAAGACUACUGCUUCCUCAGGAGUGUUUUUAGAAAACCUGGGGAUUCGAGACUUCAUAAGGAUAGAGUUAUACUCUCCUUCUGAAGUGAUUUUUUCAUUUGACGUUGGAAACGGACCUAGUGAAAUUAUAAUGCAAACACUCACUUCCUUAAAUGACAACCAGUGGCAUUAUGUGAAGGCUGAGCGAAACAUCAAGGAGGCAUCCUUACAAGUGGAUCAUCUUCCUCAAAAGUCUCAAGCUGCUCCACCUGAUGGACAUAUCCGUUUGCAGCUCAACAGCCAGCUUUUUGUAGGUGGGACAGCAUCUAGGCAGAGAGGAUUUUUGGGAUGCAUUCGUUCUUUACACUUAAAUGGGGUAGCUCUUGACCUGGAAGAACGAGCGAAGAUAACACCAGGAGUGGAGCCAGGCUGUCCCGGGCACUGCAGCAGCUAUGGUAACCUAUGCCACAAUGGAGGAAAAUGCAGAGAGAAAUACAGUGGAUUCUCUUGUGACUGCACUUUCUCUGCUUACGCUGGGCCAUUCUGUAAGAAAGAGAUCUCUGCCUAUUUCGGGACUGGCACUUCUGUGACAUACAAUUUUCAAGAAUACUACACCUUAAAUAAAAAUUCCAGUUCUCAUGCUUCUUCUUUCUAUGCUGACAUGACACUGAGCAGGGAGACAAUUACAUUUACCUUCCGAACAACACGAAUGCCAAGCCUACUACUUUAUGUCAGCUCUUUCUACAAGGAAUAUCUCUCGGUCAUUCUCACCAAAAACGGAAGCUUACAAAUCAGAUAUAAGCUAGACAGCCAUCAAGAUCCUGAUGUCUUCAACAUCAGUUUCAAAAGCCUGGCUGAUGGACAGCUGCAGCAUGUGAAGAUUAACAGAGAGGAAGAAAUGCUCUUUGUAGAGGUUAACCGGAAUGAAAGAAUGAAAUUUAUUCUGUCUUCAGGGACAGAAUUCAAUGCAAUCAAGUCCCUCACACUUGGCAAGAUUCUAGCUGAAAGCAGUGAUGUAGAUGAGGAGACUAUGAAGGCAAACUCUCAGGGGUUUAUUGGAUGUCUCUCUUCAGUGCAGUUCAACCACAUUGCUCCUUUGAAGGCUGCGCUACAUCACAGCAGCUCAGCCCCCAUCAUCGUAAAGGGACACUUCACUGAAUCCAACUGUGGCACAUUAACUGGAGCUGACUCAACAUCCAGUGAAACAACCCACUCAUUUGCAGAUCAUUCUGGACCAGUAGAUGAGGGAGAGCCCUUAGCUAAUGCAAUCAGAAGUGACUCUGCAAUUAUUGGAGGUGUGAUAGCAGUCGUGAUAUUCAUCCUACUUUGCAUCACUGCCAUAGCCAUUCGCAUUUAUAAAAAAAAAAGCACCUAUUCAAAAAAUGAGCCAAAAGGAUCUGAAAACGAAGAUGGCGCUGAGUCUACACUGAAAAAUGAGCUCAAUGUGCAAAACCCAGCCAAUGAAAAUCAAAAGGAGUAUUUUUUCUGAUUGGCAUUUGAGAUUUAAUUUAACAUAAUAAUAUGACAGUCUGUCUUUCUUGCCAAGCCAGGGGCUCUUAAUGGACAGAAAAAGCUCUUGCACUCUUCAGCGAAUGCAAUGGAUUUGAGACCUAUUAUACUGCAUAUGUUCAGUCUCAAUGAUUGCUAUAGGAGGCCUCUUUAAAUUACAUGCAUUCCUUAGCUAUUAUACUGUAAAUGCAUUUUAUGUAACAGUGAAUUAGAUAUUGUAACCAAUUUCAUUGUUGGUAGUUUCCGACUGUUCUGAUGUAACCUUCUAACAACUAAAGUUUAACGUACAUACUGAAUAUGAUUUUUGAGUGGGAAAAUUGUUAUGAAGCUAUUCCCAUCCUUCUCUUUAAAAUUUGAUUCUAGAAUUUUGUUCAAGGUUAAAGACGGAUUUCUAACAGUUUAUGUUACUAAAGAAAUUCUGCUCUGUUGCUUUAUGGUGAUCCCUUUUACUUUUUGAACCUGAAAAUGCCUUUUGAACUGCUGUUGGCUGGUGUCAGCAUCUGCUUGUGAGCCAUGAAGUCAGGUGUCCAAAACAAACUGUACUUUUUUUCUUGG
This is a messenger RNA of Tinamus guttatus (white-throated tinamou), 4563 nucleotides long. The record is from RefSeq and is a predicted model, not a curated record. Lineage: Eukaryota; Metazoa; Chordata; Aves; Tinamiformes; Tinamidae.